ACAGGCGGAAGUGAGUGAGCAGCUAACUCCAUGCUAGUCCCAAACAGCUGAUUAGCAUUAAGGCUAUGAGGCCAGCAGGGUCUCUGCCUGUCUGGUGUACGCAAACGUCAACAUCAGAGCUGAAGUUAAACGAUGCGAUGAGAUUAAUGAAUCUGGAAAUAAUCCCGUUUAAGGGCUGUGAGAGAUACUAACCAGCGUGCUAACAACUAGUUAGCCCUGUUAGCUCCGCUCACAAUAAUAAUAACAGCGGCUGUAUUCCGGCACAGUCGCGUCGCUUUAAACGCCAAAAAACUUUAAAAAUUAAACAAUCCAAAUGGAAACAAACCCGCCGAAAAGACGAGACAACAAGAAGUCUCUUCGGGUGAAGGUGAUUAGCCUCGGAAACGCCGAGGUCGGAAAGAGCUGCAUCAUCAAACGUUACUGCGAAAAGAGGUUUGUUCCAAAGUAUCUGGCAACCAUCGGCAUCGACUAUGGCGUCACCAAAGUUCAGGUUCGAGACAGAGAAAUCAAGGUGAACAUCUUCGAUAUGGCCGGCCACCCGUUCUUCUAUGAAGUGCGUAACGAGUUCUAUAAAGACAGCCAGGGCGUGCUGCUCGUGUACGACGUCGGCCUGAGGGAGAGCUUCGACGCCCUCGACAGCUGGCUCGGCGAGAUGAAACAAGAAAUGGGCUCUCAGGCCAACAUGGACAGCAUCGUGUUCGUCGUCUGCGCCAACAAGGUGGACCUGACGAAGCGGCGGGUGGUGGAUGAGGGCGAGGGGCGCCUGUGGGCGGAGUCCAGAGGCUUUCAUUACUUUGAGACAUCAGCACAGAGCGGCGAGGGCAUCAACGAGAUGUUUCAGGCGUUCUUCUCCUCCAUCACUGACAUGUGCGAGAACGGCGGGAAGCGCCCGGUGUCGGAGGUCAGCGUCGGCUUCACCAAAGAGCAGGCCGACACCAUCCGACGCAUCCGCAACAGCAAAGACUCGUGGGAUAUGUUGGGAGUCAAACCCGGGGCCACGCGGGAGGAGGUGAACAAGGCGUACAGGAAGUUGGCUGUCCUGCUGCACCCAGACAAAUGUGUUGCCCCCGGCAGUGAAGAUGCAUUCAAGGCGGUGGUGAAUGCCCGCACCUCACUGCUAAAGAACAUUAAAUAACACACACACACACACACACACACACACACACACACAGAAACAACUGGACCUGCUGUCACUCAGGCACGAACUGAUGACGAACUUCAUUUAUUUAUUUAUUUAUUUCUGUAUUUAUUCAGCAUAUGUGUCAUGUGUGCCAUGUUGCUUGCCACAGUGCGGUAUGCCAACAUAAAACCAGUUUUAACUUGUAUGACAUUUUAAACACUACACUGGAGAGAGUAUGGAAGACGAUGAGUGCCACACAAAUGAAGAAGAUACAGAAUGGAAAAUAGGGAAACCUUAUUCUGUCUUCAUAACUCUGUGAAAAACAUUUCAAAAUUAAAUGAUUUCAAAUUUUUACUUUUUACAGGUACUUAUCCUGUGUGUGUCCACUUGAAGCUGUCAAAAACAAAUUAAAGGCAUAAUCACUAAAACUGCAUGCUGAAUAUUUAAAAAAAAGAACUUUAAAUUUUAAUGUAGCAAAAACCUGCCAAGUCCUCCUCAUCAAAAACGAAUCUGAAACCAAAAUGGGUUGAACUUGUAGACACGGUGGAGUUAAACUACCAGCUUUGCUUUCUUUGUGACUAGAAAUAAACCCAUCAAAAUGAACCAAUCGGCUGUUGUUCUCUGUAAUGAUGUGGUUAGUUUAAUGUACUUGUUUUGGACAAAUCAGAAUACUUUAUUAAUCCCUAAGGAAAUUAUGUGAAACUCCUUCAAAUUAGUUAUGUUCAUGUCAGUGUCAAUUAGGUCACUCACACAUGCUACCCAAUUUAAAUUAAUUUAUUCCUUAAGUUGCUGCUUUGUUCCCUAAAUUGUUUAUAUGGAGCUCCUCACAUUUGUUCCCUGAAAAAAAAGCAUAUCUCUACUCUCACACUACUAAUUUCCUCCAUUAAAAUCACUCACCCCAAGUAGCUAACUUGUUCCCUUAACUAGUUAAUUUAUCCCUUUUCCCGGUUGAUUAUUGGCCUAAAAGUUUAGUUUGUGCCCAAACUAUUAAUUUUAGUUUUUUGUACAUUGUUCGUUUUAUUGACUUUCUCCAUGAUUUCUAUAAUUUGUAUAUAUUUGUUCCCUCUGAAAGCGUUCCCUGAAGUUACUGUGGAAAAAGUGAAAAUGCUAAUGCAUGCCCUUAUAUCACUUUUUUCUCCAAACUGCCAACCUAUUCUUUUAACUCAUUGAAUAGUUCCCUAGAUGUAUUUUUAAGUCUUGUUCCUUUAAAAUCAAUGGAAUCACUUAUGCAUGUUUAUAUUUUCUUGGUUUGUUGCCUCAGUUCAUUUAUUUUUUUCCCUGAAACUGCCAAACUGUUUUCUUAUACUGAAUAUUGGUUCCCUAAUGUUAUUUAUUGUUACUUUUACUCUAAGUAAGCUAUUACCUAAAAAAUAUAUUUAAAAAAGGAAAAACUGAUUUAUUUCUUUGGCAGUUGAUAGAAAUUACACAUUUUGUUAAGAUUCUAAAUUACUUAAUUGGUUUUCUUAUUAAAUUAUUUUCACUUUAAGAAAAAUGAACAAAAUAUUUCUUGAAGAAAAACAAAUUAAAAAAAUUCAACAUGGCCAUCUCAUCACCACAUUUUAAUGUGUGAUUCGUCUUCCAUGAGAUGAGAGUCAUAGUUGAUGUUUACAUGAUGGUAGUGAACACGAUUGGUUGUUCGAGCUAAAAGAGAGACUUGUGCCCGUUUACUGACUUUGUAUCACACAAAAUGUCCUGUUAAAGCUGAAAAGCGUUUCAUAUUGUAAAGAACUCAUAGGCAGCAUGAAUAUGUUAUCAUAGUUUUAUAUUUUUACGUAUGCGUAACCACAGGAAUUAACUUAAAAAAAUCCAGAAUGAGGUUCCACUUGUUGCUUUAAUGUGAUUUUUAUUGUUAUGCUUUAAAGUUCAAGUCAAUUGAUCUUGAUUAAAAAAUAUUACAAAAGUGGCUUUUCAUCAACAUUUUACAUCAGCCCUGUUAAUACUCAACUAUAUUAAUCUCUGUGGAUGUGAGUAUAUUUAAUAUUUUCAGAAUACUAAAUUGUAAAGCAACUCUAAUUCAGUUUGUAAUGACGUAUAAGUGAGAACAUUGAAAACCAACCCAGUUAACUGAGAAAAGUAAAAAAAAGAGAGUAGUGAGAAAAGUUAAUAUUAAAUUAUAUAAAAAUAUUACAAAAUAAGACUAUUUUCAAACAGAAAAUCUCUAAUGUUUUAUGCAUUUUAUAUAAUGAAAAUUUCUUAAAGGGAUAUCAAAGAAAAAAAUAUUGUAACGCAUUAAAAAUGCUCUUUAAUUUAAAAAAAAGAUAAAUCCCCCAAAUUGAAAUCUGUUAUGCAAACAAAGGAUUUUGAUGAAAAAAGUAUAAAGUCAAUUUAACUUACAUUAGAAAAAAUAUAUUAGUGCAUAAUAUGAAAGUAAAGUAUGAGGUUAAAAAAUAAAAAUCACACUAAACGUGAAAGUGGAAGAGGAGUUUAAUGAGCGUUGGCCAAUCAAUCAUUUUAUUUCAACCAAUUUUCUGUCUGUGUAGUUUAUUAUAAUCACAUGAUUUAUGUUACAAACAAACUGAGCUAACUCAUAAUGUGACUAUGUGUUUGAUGAAUGUGUGAUAUGGCACAGUUUGAACUCUGUACCUCAUGGCUCAAACAUAUUGACUUCCUGUUGCCUGAUGUUUAAUUUAUACUUGUGCUCUGAAUCUAUGUAGAGCCUACGACAUAGAUUUAACACAGAAGUACAAAUUUCCCCUUAGUUUGUGCAGUCAUCAGUCACAUGAUGACGUGCGAAUGCUGGAGUGAGUGUAUGUUACAGUUACAGACUAAUUGUUGUUCUGCUAGAUUGUUUUUAAGUAAUAAAAAGUCACAAAAAUGAA
Messenger RNA from Oreochromis niloticus (Nile tilapia), 3939 nucleotides. RefSeq names its product DnaJ (Hsp40) homolog, subfamily C, member 27 (gene dnajc27). The record is from RefSeq and is a predicted model, not a curated record. The transcript is spliced from 7 exons. NCBI's taxonomy places the organism in Eukaryota, Metazoa, Chordata, Actinopteri, Cichliformes, Cichlidae. The coding region runs from base 314 to 1135 and encodes 273 amino acids. Gene Ontology annotation, molecular function: GTP binding; GTPase activity.